CCCACUUAUUAGCUAUCUAGCAAACCCAGACCCGAGUCACAGUCACCGAGCCAAACGGAACCACCAAUGCUCCGCCGCCGCCCGCGCCUCCCCGCCGUCCCCUCGCCGCCGCCGCCCGCACUCCGGCGAGCCUUCCGCUCGGAAGCCGCACUCGAGGCCAUCCGCUCGCGCUCACUCUCGUCGAAGACCGCCGCCUCCUCCUCCGACGCGGACCAGGCGGGUCCCGCCAGCCUCGCGCUCUACAACUACCCCACCUUCGCCGGCGCCUACGCCGCGCUCGCCGCCCGCCUCUUCCACUGCCGCCUCCGCCGCCGCCUCCUCGUCCUCCCCUUCUCCUCCGUCGAGCCCUUCAGAGUGGAGGACUUCGAGGAUGCGGGGUUCCAGACGUGCUACCUUUUGGAUUUCAUUGGGCCGAAGAGGUUUGCUUUCGAGCUCUCCCAAUUCGUCCCCAGUGUGAUAGCAUUUGAUCACCGGCAAAGUACACUAGCAAGAAUCUCCCAGUUGUUGGGUCAGUGCCCAAGCAAUGUUGAGCUUCACAUCGACACAACAAAGAGCAGUGCUCGAGCUGUAUUUGAUUAUUUCUCCAAGAAGCUUACAGGAACAAAAUCUGAUUCUGGCAUGUGUGAGAACUUGUUGGAACAAGAAGAUGAGGAGCGGGUUUCAAAUGUUCUCGAAUACAUAGAGGAUGCAGAUCUGCGACGGUGGCAGCUUCCUAACACCAAGGAAUUUCAGACAGCACUUAGGGAUGAGCGUGCAAAGUUGAACUGUGUCACAAAUCCUCAUGUUUUUGAACAGCUACUACAACUUGAUGCUAGCGAUCUGCUUACUAGGGGGAAGUCACUUGCUCAUGAUCGCCUACAGGCUGCAGCAGAGUUCAUACACAAGCCUUUCAAGAUUCAGCUCGGAAGAGGGUUGUAUGGUGAAUGCCUGGCAAUCAGAGCAGAUGGACACUCAAAAUUGAGCCAUGAAAUCGGUUUGGAGUUGAGUCGAAGGAGUGCUGCUGCUGGAUUAAGGCCUAUAGGAGCAGUGGUCUUCAUGCAACGUGGCAUCCUAAAGAUUUGCUUGAGGGCUACCGACAGUACAACUAAUACAGCAGAGAUUGCAAAGGCAUAUGGUGGAGGUGGAAAACCUAGCUCAAGUUCUUUUGCACUAAGAAUGGAGGAGUUCAACAGCUGGACUUCGGUGAAUUCAUAACUCAUAAACAGACCUGGAAGGCUGGAAGGUGACGUUUUUGAACUGUCAUUCUACAGAAACAGGCACUCAGCUGGCCGCACCUUUUCUCAUUUGCAUGGAAUAGGUGAAAAUGAGCUGACGUUGAAGCGUUCUGAUUUUAGAGGGGGGAAAGCCAAAGCGAAAACAGUAUCCUGGCAUGCUCGUUGUUGCUCUCUGAAGAACAAUCAGGAGCAUAAUGCUUGAGCUUGAAGCUGUUUGGGAGCACGGUUACAAAUAUCGUCGGUAACCGCUCGUUUAUCGCGGUUACCAGACGAUUCGGUCCGCAUCGCUUUUAUAAACCGAGCAGUUACCGAUCAAACUUCAAUUUAAAAUUCAAAAAAAUUCAAAAAUUUGAUCGGUUUCUACCUAAUUCAAUUGAAUUACUGUACAAUUACCGUGGCGUGGUUACCGCCGGGACCGGUAACGGUAAAAGAUUUGAUGCAGAAGAAACAAAGAAUUCCCAACUGAUAAGCGUCAGAAGUGAUCCCAACGGUGCAAUGCAACUAUCCUUUCAGCCUUUCCAUUAGACUUAUGUGCUUCAGUUGUACAGAUAUCCUAAGGUGGUGUACUUUGACAGAAAAAACUAUGACACCUCGGGUGGCUAGUUGUACAAUUCACCUCAUCCUCCAUGCAAGGCGCAUGGUCUAUGCUGUUGACAAUUUCAGCGAUUAAACAAUAUAUGUGGGCUUAACUCA
This is a messenger RNA of Phragmites australis (common reed), 1907 nucleotides long. RefSeq lists its product as uncharacterized. The coding region runs from base 67 to 1194 and encodes 375 amino acids. The record is from RefSeq and is a predicted model, not a curated record. NCBI's taxonomy places the organism in Eukaryota, Viridiplantae, Streptophyta, Magnoliopsida, Poales, Poaceae. The transcript has 8 exons.